Lottia gigantea (owl limpet) is the source of this 936-nucleotide messenger RNA. RefSeq lists its product as hypothetical. The transcript has 2 exons. The record is from RefSeq and is a predicted model, not a curated record. NCBI's taxonomy places the organism in Eukaryota, Metazoa, Mollusca, Gastropoda, Lottiidae. Bases 1 to 936 code for a protein of 311 amino acids.
AUGGCAAGCGGACUUCAACCAGCUCAUAUUGUGGGACCAGGAUCUGUACCGACAAACAAAGGACAACAUGGCAAUUCAUCAUCUGUGGGAUGUCUUCCAUUUCCUUCCCACAGUCGCCAACAUUCAGAUAAUUACCCCGAUGUUGUAGAUAAUGAAACUUAUCUCCAACGUCCAUUUUCAGAGAGUUCUAAUGAUGUAAGUGCGAAUGCAGGACCUUCACAACAAAUGCCAAGUUCAAGUCAAAUUCCUGAAAAUGGACACAGUGAAACUGUCCCUGGUUACCGAGCGCCAGGGACUUAUGUACAGCGUGUUCCAGACAAUGGAAGUGAACAAAUAUCUCCCGUGUCGGAUCAAGCUCCAUACGCUGAUGAACAGAAUGAUGGUAUGCAAGGGAGGCCAACCCCUGUGCCAUUACCUACUUAUAGACAAAUUCAAACUCGUGAUAUUAAUGUUGGGAUUUCAACACGCUUAGACCAACGUGCGGAUGCUCUUCCAGACUUGUUAAAUUCACACGUUCCACAACCCCCUCGUCAAGUAGUGUUACCUCCACAUAGACCUACAGUCUCCCGUAAUAAUAGGCGAACACGAAACACUGAGACUCAGACACAAUCUCAACACAGAACAAGGGAGGCUCAAUCUAGGACGCGGCAUGGACGCAGGAUGCGUACCCGCUCAACAAGUUCCUCUCAGGUGGAGGAUCCUGUGUGUAAGGCUCCUUGUGUACAAUGUUUCGUUAAAGUGACAUCAUUUCGAUGGGUUCUUGUUGUGCUAUCACUUUUAGGAGUAUGCUGUGUGGUAACAGGAAUCGUAUUAGCUGCCUUACAUGCUGCUGGCAACAGUUUUCUCUUCCUGGCAAUAAUGUUUAUAGUUGACCCAGCUAUAAAUGGGUUUUGGAUAAUCCGAGAAAGAUCAACGCCUAGAUAUUUGGACUGGUAG